Molecule: messenger RNA, 3146 nt
Organism: Pogoniulus pusillus (Red-fronted tinkerbird)
Lineage: Eukaryota; Metazoa; Chordata; Aves; Piciformes; Lybiidae
Gene: VAC14
Product: VAC14 component of PIKFYVE complex
Exons: 19
Coding region: 31-2373 (780 amino acids)
Biological process (GO): phosphatidylinositol biosynthetic process
Cellular component (GO): endosome membrane; PAS complex
Source: RefSeq, a predicted model, not a curated record
CGGGGCCGGGGCCGGGGCCGGUGCGGGGCCAUGAACGCGGAGCGGGACCUGGCGCCGCUGGCGCCCAGCGUGGUGCGGGCGCUGAACGACAAACUGUACGAGAAGAGGAAGGUGGCGGCGCUGGAGAUCGAGAAGCUGGUGAGAGAGUUUGUGGCCCAGAACAACACCUCCCAGAUCAAACAUGUCAUCCAGAUCCUCUCCCAGGAGUUUGCCCUCUCCCAGCACCCUCACAGCCGCAAAGGAGGACUCAUUGGCCUGGCUGCCUGCUCCAUCGCCCUGGGCAAGGACUCUGGGCUCUACCUGAAGGAGCUGAUUGAGCCUGUGCUGACCUGCUUCAACGACGCCGACAGCCGCUUGCGCUACUACGCCUGCGAAGCCCUCUACAACAUCGUCAAAGUGGCCAGGGGCUCUGUCCUGCCACACUUCAAUGUGCUCUUUGAUGGCCUCAGUAAGCUGGCUGCUGACCCUGACCCCAACGUCAAAAGCGGCUCCGAGCUCCUCGAUCGACUCCUCAAGGACAUCGUGACGGAGAGCAACCAGUUUGACCUGGUGGGCUUCAUCCCACUGCUGCGAGAGAGGAUCUACUCCAACAACCAGUAUGCCCGCCAGUUCAUCAUCUCCUGGAUCCUGCUCUUAGAGUCUGUGCCUGACAUCAACCUCUUGGAUUACCUGCCUGAAAUCCUGGAUGGGCUGUUCCAGAUCCUGGGAGACAACAGCAAGGAGAUCAGGAAGAUGUGUGAGGUGGCUCUGGGGGAGUUCCUCAAGGAGAUCAAGAAGAACCCUUGCAGUGUCAAGUUUGCAGAGAUGGCCAACAUCUUGGUGAUCCACUGCCAGGCAGCAGAUGACCUGAUCCAGCUGACAGCCAUGUGCUGGAUGAGGGAGUUCAUCCAGCUGGCUGGCAGGGUGAUGCUGCCCUACUCCUCGGGCAUCCUGACUGCUGUCCUGCCCUGCCUCUCCUACGAUGACCGCAAGAAGAACAUCAAGGAGGUGGCCAAUGUGUGCAACCAGAGCCUGAUGAAGCUGGUCAUCCCAGAGGAUGAUGAGGUGGAUGAAGCCAAGCACUCCCUCACCCUGCUGACAGAGCCCAGCUCUUCAGAGUCCCUUUCCAAGCCAGAGCCAGCAGCCAGUGGAUCUCUGGAAGCAUCUGGUGACUCCAACCUCAGCAGCAGCAGUGUCUUCACAGUCACCAGCUCCGAGCGGCUGCAGGUGCCCCUGAACCUGGAUGGCAUCGUCCAGGUGCUCGACUGCCACCUCCACGACAGCUCCACUGGGAUGAUGACCAGGAUUGCUGUCCUCAAGUGGCUCUACCACUUGUACAUCAAGACCCCUCGUAAGAUGUUCCGCCACACCGACAGCCUCUUCCCCAUCCUCCUGAGGACCCUCUCGGAUGAGUCGGAUGAGGUUAUCCUGAAGGACCUGGAAGUGCUGGCUGAGAUUGCCUCUUCCCCCGCGGGCCAGACGGAGGAUCCCAGCCCCUCGGAUGGCUCCGACGCACGACCCAGCCCGGUGGAGCUCCAUGUGCCAGCCAGGACCAGCCAGAUCAGCUCCUCAGGUCCAAAAGGCUUAGAGUGCUCACCCUCCACCCCUACCAUGAACUCCUACUUCUACAAGUUCAUGAUCAACCUCCUCAAGCGCUUCAGCAGCGAAAGGAAACUCCUGGACAACAGAGGAGCCUUCAUCAUCAGGCAGCUUUGCCUACUCCUGAAUGCAGAAAACAUCUUCCACUCCAUGGCAGACAUCCUGCUGCGGGAGGAGGACCUCAAGUUUGCCUCCACCAUGGUCCAUACCCUCAACACCAUCCUGCUGACCUCCUCAGAGCUCUUCCAGCUGAGGAACCAGCUGAAGGACCUGAAGACCCAGGAAAGCCGAAACCUCUUCUGCUGCCUGUACCGCUCCUGGUGCCACAACCCUGUCACCACCGUGUCCCUCUGCUUCCUCACCCAGAACUACAAGCACGCCUAUGACCUCAUCCAGAAGUUCGGGGAUCUGGAGGUGACUGUGGACUUCCUCACCGAGGUGGACAAGCUGGUACAGCUCAUCGAGUGCCCCAUAUUCACGUACCUCCGCCUGCAGCUGCUGGACGUGAAGAACAAUCCCUACCUGAUCAAAGCCCUCUACGGGCUGCUGAUGCUGCUGCCCCAGAGCAGUGCCUUCCAGCUGCUCUCCCACCGCCUCCAGUGCGUGCCCAACCCCGAGCUCAUGCAGCCAGCAGACAGCAGCAAGGUGAGCAGCAUCUCCAAGAGGGCAGCAGCCUCCAACAUCGACUACUCGGAGCUGCUGCAGCACUUCGAGAAGGUGCAGAACAAGCACCUGGAGGCUCGGCACCAGCGAGCCGGGCGGGCAGAGCAGCUGGACAGGAGGGCAGUCCUCUGAGCCUGCCCCUGCUGGCCACGUUGGACCACGGCCACCGGUUGCUGGCCACCGGGAGGACCUGCUGAGUUCCCUGGCAGAGAGAGCUGGAGGAGGGCUGGGUUUUUGUUCCCCCCCCACCCCCCUGCCCUUGCUCUGCCUGUCGGUGGUGGUGGCACCACCACUCCCAUCAUCACCAUCACCACCACUGCUCCUCCCCAAAGCUGUGCCCGGCUUUUGGGGAAGGGAUGGAGGAGGAGGAGGAGGAGGAGGAGGAGAGGGCCAGGAGGAAGCUGCUUCAUCUUCUCUUGCAAGUCAAGGCAAGGAAACUCCCCUUUUGCUUUGCCUAAUGCCUGCCCCGUGACUGUCAGCUGAGUGCCCAACCUCCUGCCAGCCAGACCGGAGGGGAAGGGAAGUCAGGAGCAAGCUCUGGCUUCCUGCCCUGCCAAACAAGCCCACGGGGAGGAGGGUGGGAGGCCCUGGGCCACCUCUCACCACCCCAGCUCCCACCUUCCACCUUCCAAGCUGUGCUGGAGCCUGCUGAGAGCCUCUCUCACUCCCAAGAGACUCACACACCACGCUGGGUGCCCUCCUUGCAUCCACUCCCCCUCCCUGAGCCCACAGGCAGUGGUGCAGCCUUAACCUUCCACCCUCCCAGGCUGGUACCAGGGCACAGGGUACAGGGUUGGGGGCGAGGGGGGUGUGGAGACCUCUCCUCACAGCCAGCCCCCAGCCUCAAUUCUCUGGCCCUAGGUGAGGCUCUUCCCCAUGCUAAAAUAAAGGAGCAAUGCAGCACA